AUGAAGUUCGGGGAGAACUUCUAUCAGAGGUCGGUCCCCGAAUGGGCUCCGUACAACUUCAACUACAAUGGGAUGAAGCAGCUCAUCAAACAACGGACAUCCGCCAAUCUGACCGGCCCCGUGGAAAUACCUGUGCAGGGCCGGAGUCGAUGGGAGGAAACAGACAAGGUCUUGCUGAACCAUUUGCGAGACCAGUAUGACAAUGUUACUCUGUUCCUGCGGAUGAAGCGGGGAGAAAUCGAACGACGACUGAGCUCUCUCAAAAAGCAGAUCGCAAUCCUCCGGACAUUUGCCGACGAGAGGGCUUUGGAGGGCAAUGCUGCCACCGGGAUCCGGGGUCGUAAGUAUCGACGACUCACCCAGGAAUGCGAAGAGCUCGGGGACCUGAUUCAAAAAGUUGCCCGCUUCGCAUCUGCCCAGAAGAUUGCUUUCCGGAAAAUCCUGAAGAAAUAUACGAAGUGGACGGGCUCGACCACCUUGCAGACUCGCAUGGACGUCGAGGUCUUCUCUUCGAACCAGCUGCAAACGGAUUACUCGGACUAUCUUCAAGAGUUGGCUGAACAGACCGCCAUACUGACCGAGAAAAUGGCCAGUCCAAUAUUUUCAAAGCAUCACCAAGAACAAUCAGCCGUCCAACCGCAGAAUAGAACUUCUGCGUCGAGCCUACGCUCCCCCAUAGCUAAAAUCAACAGUGCUCUGAACCAGGCCCCCUCAGCCUUUGAUGCCGCCGUCAUGACGGUUCCGUAUGGCGAGGCCGCCGGCAGUGCCUUCUAUUGGAUUCACCCAGACAACCUCGAUGAGGCCCGUGCCCUGGUCCAGAGACACAUGAAGAAGGGUGACUCCCUCGCUCCUACCCCCUCACGGACGAGCUCAGAUGCAUCACUAGUAUCACGGAGAAACACAUCUUUCAGUACCUCCAAUAGCAAUCUCACGUACAUGGUGUUCUUUGACAACGCGCAGAGGUUUGUGCAAGACCAAAGCUCUGUUAGACCCUCGAAAAUUGCCCUGAGCGCGUACUGGACCCAUGAUAAAGACGCUGCGGUCACUCUCGCUGGGCUCUCGCCGACUUCGUCUGGUGAGAGGACUGUGCUCCUCGACCGCGAAGACCUCGGCACGGCUUUAGAGAGGGAUUCGCACCUCACAAGUGGUUCGAGAGAAGCCACCACAAUUCAGCGGUAUCUCCUCGAGCACCGGGAUGUCAAACCCUUGGCUGAAGUACAAACACACCGUACGCGUUACUCUGGUAUGACCAACACCUCCGAAGUUGCGAAUUGGGCGACUCUCGACACUUCGAUCACUUUUGGUGCCGUGGACAUGCAACAACUCGGGGAAUUACAACCAUUGCUCCCAACCAGUAACACUUUCCCGCAUGCCACAUUGCACAUCCGUUGGGAAUUCGCACGGACGCCAGCCGUCGUACGCGCACUGGAUGACUCGCAUUUGGCGUACCGAGUUCAUGAUUUUACUCUAGAGGACAUGGCCAUUCGCACAGUUCAGAAGGACCUCCCCCCCUCACCUUGGCAAUCACUACUGGAAAAGGACAUCACGAAGUUGCCUCUUCCCACCGUGGGUGAGACCAGCCACUUCUUCCGGCUCAGAACCACCAAUCGACUCCGGGUUAAUGCAACCGAUAUGAGUGGUACGUCCUCGGGCCCAUCCUCGAGUGAAGGCCGUGCAGACAGUCUCUUCUCUACAACUACCCAUGGACAAUCCUCCAUCACGUCCAACGAAGCUCGACCACCCGAAGCCCUCACUUCUCCUGCCGAAUUUAAACCGUCGUCGGCCAAAAAAGCACCGAAGCGAGCACGUAUCGUGGUCCCUGAGCCAGUUCCUUCCCAAAUGAGAUACUGGAACGAGUUUGACGAUGGCGACUCUGAUGUCAAUCCUCAAGAGUCGUAUGCGAUCUACGUGGAUCCGAACGAGCCCGUUUUCCCAGCGCUGUCCAAAGCGUGGGGUAGCGUGAAGUCCUGGUUGCCACUGAAGUCCCUGAGUGGAGGGAGCAAGUCUGCGAGCGAGAGAACGCCGUUAUUGUAUGAUGAAGAAACGGCAUCCGUCGAGUCAUCCGACUCGGACUCGCUGUUGAUUGUGCACGAGGGGCAACUGCGCCGUAGUUUUGUUUGGGGUCUGAUCGGCGGCUUGAGUGCUGCAUUUGUUAUUGGUUUUGCACUUGUGCUGUUUAUAUGUUUACAAGCGUGA
Fonsecaea erecta is the source of this 2196-nucleotide messenger RNA. RefSeq lists its product as hypothetical. Gene Ontology annotation, biological process: vacuolar transport; polyphosphate metabolic process; microautophagy. The record is from RefSeq and is a predicted model, not a curated record. The coding region runs from base 1 to 2196 and encodes 731 amino acids. Gene Ontology annotation, cellular component: vacuolar transporter chaperone complex; fungal-type vacuole membrane. The transcript has a single exon. Lineage: Eukaryota; Fungi; Ascomycota; Eurotiomycetes; Chaetothyriales; Herpotrichiellaceae.